Molecule: messenger RNA, 3120 nt
Organism: Panonychus citri (citrus red mite)
Lineage: Eukaryota; Metazoa; Arthropoda; Arachnida; Trombidiformes; Tetranychidae
Product: low-density lipoprotein receptor-related protein 5-like
Exons: 3
Coding region: 224-3061 (945 amino acids)
Molecular function (GO): protein binding
Source: RefSeq, a predicted model, not a curated record
UGCUAAUUAUUAAAUUAAUUAAAUCUGUUUAUCAAUUAGUCUCCAAAGUGUUUCCAUCAAUCAUCUUGCAGCUCAAUUCGAUGCUCAAACAUUGGCGCUAAAAAGAAAGAGAUUAGUUGGUUGUCAUGGUUACGCCUUUUCCAGGAACUUUUUUCUUGUUUUUCUCUCUUUUAUUUUGACUCUCUGUCUUUGAGUUUGUUAAUGUUUUGUGUCAUUAACUUUAAUGAAGAUGUUUUAUUUAAGCUUUUUUAACUUUUUACUUAUUUUUUAUAUUUCAAAAAAUGAAGUUUCGUGUAAUUUAAUUUUUGCUAAUUCUAAAGACCUUCGAAUGGUCAAUUUAGACCAAUCCAGACUGGAUACAUCAAUAAUUGUUGACAAUCUCGGCGAUGCCACUGCCCUGGAUUUUUAUUAUAAACAGAAAAUUAUUUUUUGGAGUGAUUUGGGCACUGAAAAGAUUCAAGGUAUUCGUCUUGGAGAUAAAUCAAGAAAACCUUUUGAUGUUAUCAGUGGUCUUUUUUCACCUGAUGGUUUAGCCGUCGAUUGGUUAACCCUCAAGUUAUAUUGGUCCGAUUCAGACACUAAAAGACUCGAGGUUUGUCAAUUAGAUAAUAAUUACAAAGGUAUCCAUAGAAAAGCUCUAUUUUCCAAAGACAUGGAUGCUCCUAGAGCUAUUGCUUUAGUUCCUCGAGAAGGUCUUCUUUUCUGGACCGAUUGGGGUGAUAAUCCUAAAAUUGAGCGGGCCUCAAUGGAUGGAAAGCACAGAAAAAUUAUAAUUAAAGACGAGCUUCGUUGGCCUAAUGGCUUAGCUACCGAUUACGAUUCACGUAAAAUCUAUUGGGUAGAUGCUAAACUUAAAUACAUUUCAAUUGCUGAUUAUAACGGCAACAAUAGGAAAAAGUUAGUUUCCAACUUACCUCAUUCUUUUGGACUGACAAUAGAUAGAGAAUGGCUCUACCUGACCGAUUGGACCAACAUGGCAAUUAGUUCGUGCAAUGCAGUGUCAGAAAACUGUAAAUUGUUGCUUCCAAGCUUAAAACAUCAAUCUAAUCAAUUGAACCCAAUGGGUAUAAAAGUUUUUUCUUCCCACCUUCAACCUGACAAUUCAACUGGCUGUGAUAUCAAUAACGGAGACUGUUCUCAUUUGUGCCUACUUUCAUCAGACUCACCUGGUUACUCUUGUGCCUGUCCCACCGGUGUCCUUUUAAAAAGUGACAAUAAAACUUGUGCUUCGAGUGAAGAAAAAUUAAUUGUUCUGCUUCGUAAAACCGAUAUCAGAAAGAUCUCAUUGGACGUCGAAGAGCCUUCGGAUGUUGUUCUUCCAUAUUCUAAAGAAAUUAAACACGCCAUUGCCAUCGAUUAUGAUCCAGUUGACGGUCAAAUAUAUUGGACUGACGAUGAUGCCAAAGCCAUCAGACGAGCUUAUUUGAACUCAUCAAAAUUAGAAAAUAUCAUCAAUUCUGAUCUUCAUCAUCCAGAUGGAAUCGCAAUUGAUUGGAUAGCUCGCAAUCUUUAUUUAACUGACACUGGUACAAACACUAUUCAAGUCUCUCGUCUCGAUGGUUCUUACAGAAAAACACUGAUAUCAACCAACCUCGAUGAGCCAAGAGCUAUUGUUGUCAACCCAUGGAAAGGUUUAAUGUUCUGGACUGACUGGGGGUCAGACCCAAAGAUCGAAAGAGCUUCUCUUGACGGAUCUAUGAGAGAAAAAAUUGUUUAUACGGACAUCGCUUGGCCAAAUGGACUUGCAAUCGACAUAGAAGACGAAAAAAUUUUUUGGGCUGAUGCCAAAAUGGACCGAAUUGAAACUUGUGAUUUUAACGGUGGUUCUCGUAAACUCUUACUCGAUCGUGUCCCUCAUCCAUUUGGACUCACGGUUUUGGAAAAUUUUGUCUACUGGACUGAUUGGAAUGAAAGAGCCAUUCACCGAACAGAUAAGAGAAUCGGAGGAAAACGAGAAGUUAUCAUUGAUUCACUUCCAGAUAUGAUGAGUCUUAAAGCCAUUUCUAUGAAUCAAGAAUUAGGUUUAGAUCUUGAUCUCGCUUGCAGCAAAUAUAACGGAGGUUGUCAGCAAUUGUGCCUUGACAGACACCAAAAUCCUUAUACUUGUUCCUGUGCUAAUGGAUGGGAGCUCGAUUUUGAUCAAAAAUCGUGCAAAAGAAUUAAAUUAACUACACCUGUUCCUAAGAUUGAAACUACAUUUUUAUCGUCGAUCUCUAAUUCGAGAAAACCGUGUCCUGAUGAUCGCGUUGCCUGUGUUUCUGGUUUAAUCGACUGUGUUUCGUCAAAUCAUAUCUGUGAUGGAGAGCUUGACUGUUCUGAUGGGUCAGAUGAAGUCAAUUGUUGUCCUCAUGAGAAAAUCGUAUGUCCUUCUAAUCCAAAUCUUUGUCUCGAUUUAAAGACAAUCUGUGGCCAAUACUCACCUUGCACUGCCUUAACGCCCGAAUUAAUUGAAAUGUGUGAAAAAUUUCGUGUUUCAACUUUAUCUAUACCUUCAUAUUCUGGAUCUCCAAUGUCUGCAUCUGUAUCAUCUUCACAAUCACCCUCAUCAUCCUCAUCUUCAUCAUCAUCCUCAUCAUCUUCAUCAUCAAUAUCAACCUCACCUUCAUCCAAUGUUAAUAACUUGAUUUCAAAUAACGGAUUUCCCAUACUCGGAAUCAUCGCUGCGGUACUAAUAGUCUUCGUGCUAUGUUGUUUCGCAUUCAGAAUGACUUCCCAAUCAGUUCACCAACCUUUAAGCAAAGACCCUCCAUUUACAAUGCCGUUGAUGCUUCAUUCAAUCGACGGACAUGGGUCGCAAUGUCCUGAUUCGAGGAUAACACCUCAGCCUUACACACCACAAGCAACUGUACCAAUAUCUUCCCCACCGCCUGAUCUCUUAAUGUCGGACUCUAACUUGGACUCUAGCCGAUGUGAAACCAAUUCUCUUUCAGGAAUCGAGUCCGUUAGUCGUCAUUAUCCACUCGUCCCACCUCCAAGUCCUGCCACAAAUGUAUCCCGAAGCAGUUACGCAACAUGGAGAUAUGAUAAAAAUCAACCAAGUGAAUCGUAUGAAGUUUAUUAGAGAUGAUAAAAUAAUAAAAUAAUUAUUUAUGGUUUAAUGUAUAACCAACACUUUUAAAA